Molecule: messenger RNA, 1281 nt
Organism: Aspergillus ruber CBS 135680
Lineage: Eukaryota; Fungi; Ascomycota; Eurotiomycetes; Eurotiales; Aspergillaceae
Exons: 4
Coding region: 1-1281 (426 amino acids)
Source: RefSeq, a predicted model, not a curated record
AUGGUACUCUCAUACCCAAACACGAAGUCGAUUCAAGUGUGCUUACCGCCUGUUGUAGGCAAAUGGUUCCGCUAUUGCCACUCUCAAGCACGUACCAGCUCUCCAGGGGAGGAAGUUACAUUCCAGAAAAUGAAACAGCUUCAAGAGGGAAAGAACAAAUCUGGCGAUUGGGAAGAGGUCUCUUUUCCGACCCCACCUCAUUCCGACUUGGAUUAUGUCUACACAGUCGAUCUGGAUACCGCAUUCAUAACGGUCUCUACAUGGACAAAAACCGAUGGGAUCAUACCAUCAAUUUUCCGGGCCAAACUCGCGGACGUUCACGAAGCGUCGGAUCUAUCACUUGACUCUCUAUUGCAGAAAGCAAAUCUAAAAAUUGACAUCGGUACACCAACGCCGCUGAACGAGCCCCAAUUUCGGCUUUUUACGGACUUUAUUUUUCAAUGGAGGUUCUAUAUUAAUGACCACACAUUAUGGCAGUAUACUUCAACACUGCUCAAUACAUUUGUUAUUGCCAUUCUACGUCUCGCUGCAUGGGAUCUUGGAAUAACGCACGAGGGCUUCGAUAGUCGGAUUGAGCUACCAAUCAAUUUUAGAUCGGUUCCAGGCUGGAAGAGACCAGAAACAGAUAUAUUUUGGCUUCAUGGCUUCCUUGUCGUAUGUGAUACACUGAACGCUCACUCAUCAGUGACUGCGACAAUCCUGCGGGCUAAGGCCUUCCUCAACGAUUACGGCAUAAUGCGGAAAAAAUUUCGAUUAAUUCUUAUUUCAUUGCGUCAUGUCGAAUUAUCUGAGGUGCUCCCAUUGGUUAUCAAUAAUUCAGCAGAGCAAUGUUCACCUGGUUUCCGUGCACUUACACAUGUUUUGUCUUCCUCCUGUUGGAAGGGGCCACUUGCUCACAGGGAAAGGUGGGGCGUGAAUAUUAUUCCGGAAAUAUUUGAUAUGAUGCUCAAGGUACUGAGGCCUCGAGAUAUCUUGUCCUUUUGCCAAUCUUCUCUGGCGGUUGAACGGUGGUAUUACUCUUCAGUAACUCAAUUUGGUGAUUACAGAGUGCAGCAUUUCGACUCGUCUGUUCCAUAUUGCGGUUACUUGGAUAGAAUGGAAUCUGCUGUUUGUUGUUCUCAUGUUAUGCCUGGAAACAUUCGACGGAAAAGAAGAGGCCCAGGGUGCCGUAUCAGAGUUGCAGGCCAUCCCAAAAUCCUUGGAUUGCGUCUUUCUUUGCCUACACAUCUCCGACUAGAACGCCAGUUUCUAGAAAUCUUGAUCUCACACCACCGUUAUUAA